Carassius carassius (crucian carp) is the source of this 3096-nucleotide messenger RNA. Its product is annotated as proton-associated sugar transporter A-like. Gene Ontology annotation, molecular function: sucrose:proton symporter activity. Gene Ontology annotation, biological process: transmembrane transport. Gene Ontology annotation, cellular component: membrane. The coding region runs from base 316 to 2736 and encodes 806 amino acids. The record is from RefSeq and is a predicted model, not a curated record. The transcript has 9 exons. NCBI's taxonomy places the organism in Eukaryota, Metazoa, Chordata, Actinopteri, Cypriniformes, Cyprinidae.
AUAGCCUACGACGCCUUUAAAGUGUUUGAGACAGAGCUGUGGCAGUUUUCAGAUGAUGCUGAUGCUGCAGAUUGGCGCGGGAUGGGAGGGGCGAUGCCGUGACGUCACGCGGGGGAGCCGAAGGACGGGAGGAGGAGAGGGAUGCGAGAACAGGGGAAGACCGGAGGAGCACGAUAAAAACUGAGCAAUGACUGCGCCAGAAAGCACUAAAAAAACACAAAACGUUAGACAGCAGCGUCAACAUGAUGCGUCCUUCCGUCUGCUGUUUGCAAGCCAGUAAUGCAUGAAGAGCAUCCCGGAUAAAGUGUGAGCAGAAUGUCAUCUCCUGGAAUGGGCACCCCGAGCGACCCCCUGCUGUCCAGUCCUGUAGAGGGGAAGUUCAGGACUUCUCAAGAAGGCACCUGGAGACCCACUCUGUCCAAAACGUCCAGUUUCCCAUCGUCCACCACGCGGCACCUCAGUCACAGAGCCAACAACUUCCAGAGGCACCCGAAGCGACGGAAACUGAUCAGGCCGUCUCCGCCGCCGCCACCGAACACGCCGUGCCCCCUGGAGCAGCUCGACCUGAGCGAACUUCCUCAGAGACGCACUUUCCCCGAGCUUGUCUUCAAUGGCUGCAUUUUGUUUGGGAUCGAGUUCAGCUAUGCGAUGGAAACGGCGUACGUAACUCCUGUGUUACUUCAGAUGGGGUUGCCCGACCAGUUCUACAGUCUUGUGUGGUUCAUCAGUCCAAUUUUAGGAUUCCUACUGCAACCAAUUCUUGGGGCAUGGAGUGACCGAUGUACGUCUCGCUUUGGCCGCAGGAGACCUUUUAUUUUUGCCUUGGCAAUAGGGGCUCUGCUGGGUCUAACACUGGUGCUGAAUGGACGGGACAUUGGAUCGGCUGUGGCCGACACCACCCUGGAUCACAAGUGGGGCAUCGUGCUGACGGUGUGCGGCGUGGUUCUGAUGGACUUCAGUGCCGACUCAGCAGACAACCCCAGUCAUGCGUACAUGAUGGAUGUGUGUAGCCCAGAGGACCAGGACCGAGGCCUAAACAUUCACGCGCUUCUGGCAGGUCUCGGCGGCGGUUUCGGCUACAUUGUGGGUGGCAUUAACUGGGACAAAACGGAGUUCGGAAGGUCGAUGGGUGGCCAGCUCCGGGUCAUAUACCUGUUCACCAGCAUCACCCUCGCUGCCACCACGGCCAUGACCCUCACCAGCAUCCCAGAGCGACCUCUACCCCAGCCUCAAACCAAAAGCAACCUCAAGAGCCCCAGUCUGCCCCUGCCGCCCUCCCCACCUCCUCCCACUGGAGCCGCUGCGGACCAGGAUGAGGAAGACGAGGACGAAGCCCUUUAUAACAGCCAGUUCGCCAACUAUCGCUACCAGGAUCCACUGGGCCACUCAAAUAGCGCCAACGCACGUCUCUACGCAGGCCUCACCAGCCCCAUUUCCCCUCUGAGUCCUCUGACGCCCAAAUACGGCAGCUUCAUCAGUCGGGAUAGCUCGCUCACGGGCAUUAAUGAGUUUGCUUCCUCCUUAAGCACCUCCUACAUAGACAGAGUAAUGAUUGAAUGCUACACCGGACAGCAGACUCCAUUAGAACCCGAGGUGGUGGCUCCGCCUCUUCCUCCUGGGGACACGCCCCCUCCUCCUCAAAGUCAAACGGCUGCCGCAGAUGAAGUUACACAGCAAAACAAACUCUUGCAGUCUAAUGGAGAGCUGUUGGCAAGUGAAGCGCUACAGGAUAAUGUGCAGAAGCAAGCCAUUGAACCGGCUGAGCAGCCUAAUGAGAGCCAACAGGCUGCGUCAGGGUCACAGCGAGGCAGUAGCUCAGGGAUACUGAAGCGCCCCCAGAGUCUGGCCUUAAUGGAGGAGCCGCUGAUUGAUCCGAGCGGGGGUCUGGACAACGGUCGUAGACGCACUGUCACCUUCAGUCAACAGGUGGCAAAUAUAUUGCUGAAUGGCAUGCGUUAUGACAGUGACCUCAGUGGCAGCCAUGAAGCAGCAGACUCUCAAAUGUCAAUGAAGCUGCUCUGUACCGCCAUCUAUAGGAUGCCUCCAUGUUUACGAAGCCUCUGCACCAACCAUUUCCUGGGUUGGUUAUCGUUCGAGGGGAUGCUGCUCUUCUACACAGACUUUAUGGGGGAGGUUGUGUUUGGUGGCGACCCAAAGGCCCACUACGAUUCAGAGGAGUACAAGCGCUACAAUUCAGGCGUCACCAUGGGCUGCUGGGGGAUGUGCAUCUAUGCAUUCAGUGCUGCUUUUUAUUCAGCCAUUCUUGAGAAGCUAGAGGAGCGGUUCUCACUGCGUUCUUUGUAUUUUUUCGCCUAUCUGGCCUUUGGUUUGGGCACAGGGCUGGCCACUCUCUCCACCAACCUGUACGUGCUGCUGUCUCUCUGCGUCACCUACGGCGUUCUCUUCUCUUCUCUCUGUACGCUGCCUUACUCUCUGCUCUGUGAAUACUACCAGAGCCCGCAGUUCUGUGGCUCAUCAGAGGACGGGACCAGGCGUGGUAUGGGGGUGGACAUCUCCCUGCUCAGCUGCCAGUACUUCCUGGCACAGAUCCUGGUUUCGGUGGCGAUGGGCCCUCUGACAUCGCUGGUGGGGGGGGCCCAGGGCGUCAUGUACUUUGCGAGUCUGAUGUCAUUUGUGGGGUGCCUGUACUCCUCACUGUGUGUGGUGUACCACCUGCCAGCACCCGAGGGUGAGCCUCCCCAGAGUGAGACGCAGCCGCUGCUGGUGCACAUUUAGACGUGAUCUCUCACACACCGGGUCCAAAAUUAACACUCCAGAAGCAGCAGACAGGUCACUUUGUGCAACAUGAAUUAAAUCAUAAUGCAAAACAAAUCAUUAAGCUCUUUGAUAUCAAAGAAAAUAAAUCCAAAACAGUCCAAUGAAUAAAAGAUCAAUCUUCUUCCACUCUUUUUCUCUAGUGGAAAACUUAAUCAAUGUUUAUAAGAAACCUUUUGUUCUUUUACUGACAGAACUUCAGUGCACUAUGUCUGGACAAAUCUGGUCCCCAAAUUGUUUUGAGCAGAAUCAUGUUUUUGUAACAGAUUUAGAAUUUUUUUUUUUUACAAAAAUGCGAAAACAUAAACAGUUAAAUAAUUC